AUGUGCACUGACAAAAUCCACACCGGUUUGCUGGUGAUCAGCUAUGCCACCUACCUACUCUUGGGUGCGAUCGUAUUCUGGGCUCUGGAGAAGAAUGCCGAGAUAGAACAGAAAAGGGCAGUAAUCCAAAUGAAGGAGGCGUUCCUGCAGAACUUCGCCCACCUCACUGUGGCAGAUGUUGAGCAGUUUGUGAAGAACCUGACUGACGCUGUGCAGAGAGGAGUAUAUCCAGUAGGAAACGAAUCACAGACUGAGGUCAGCAACUGGGAUUUCAGUAACUCCUUCUUCUUUGUGGGUGCAGUGGUAUCCACAAUAGGCUAUGGCACCCAGUGUCCUAAAACGGUUGCUGGCCAGAUCUUCUGUGUCUUUUUUGCUUCAUUUGGAAUCCCUUUGACUAUCGUUUUCCUGCACCGGGUCAGUAAGAUGCUUUCUCUGCUGUGUGAAAGGCUUGGGAGAUGGCUGUAUGAGAAGGGAAUGAAAAAGAAGAAGAUCAAGUUUCUGACCCUUCUCUUCUUCCUGGUGAUGGGCAUUCUAGUGUUCCUGUGUCUGCCGUCACUUGUCUUCCAGGUGGUGGAGGGCUGGUCCUACAGUGAAGGAAUUUAUUUUGCAUUUAUCACCCUGAGCACCAUUGGCUUUGGAGAUUACGUAGUAGCUGAAAAGGGGAAGGGGGAGGAGUCAAGCUUCUGGAAGAUGGAUGGGUGGGAAUAG
This is a messenger RNA of Terrapene triunguis (Three-toed box turtle), 708 nucleotides long. RefSeq names its product potassium channel subfamily K member 16-like. The coding region runs from base 1 to 708 and encodes 235 amino acids. Lineage: Eukaryota; Metazoa; Chordata; Testudines; Emydidae. Gene Ontology annotation, biological process: stabilization of membrane potential; potassium ion transmembrane transport. Gene Ontology annotation, molecular function: potassium ion leak channel activity. The record is from RefSeq and is a predicted model, not a curated record. Gene Ontology annotation, cellular component: membrane. The transcript is spliced from 5 exons.